Molecule: messenger RNA, 822 nt
Organism: Trichoplax adhaerens
Lineage: Eukaryota; Metazoa; Placozoa; Uniplacotomia; Trichoplacea; Trichoplacidae
Exons: 1
Coding region: 1-822 (273 amino acids)
Molecular function (GO): DNA-binding transcription factor activity
Source: RefSeq, a predicted model, not a curated record
AUGCCGAAAGUCUAUGUAAUGAAAGAUCGACCUUAUUUAUAUCAUCCUUUCAAAUCGGUUCCAUAUGUUAACAACUAUAUGUAUGAAAAUCCAAGUAAAGCUGCUUUAUUCAACAAUACCUAUCCAGAAUAUAAUUAUCCUAUGCUUUCACCAUCAGGGCUAGGUAUGAUGCCUUUACUAGAUAGUCCACUUUAUAGAUCAUCUGCAUAUCCAUUGCAACAUCAUGCCGCUACCGCUGCUGCUGCAGCUGCCGCCGCUAUGAUGGCAAAUCAGCAGCAAGCUCUUAAACUUCAAUUGGACAAUGCCUUUUUACACAAUCUUGGCCAAUUUUCGUCUAUUUUACCAAUGAAUACAUGCGAGAAAACAAUCUCGCCUGUCUCUACUUCAUUCCCAACAAGUCAAAAGUUUGAAAAAUUGUCCUCUAAAAUUGAAUCACCUAAUGCUGUCUAUCCAAGUUGUCCAAAAGAAGAAUUUGAGCACCAGUUCCGAAAAUGCCGUAGCAGUAGUCCUACGGAUAGUGAUAUUACCGUCCAAUCGAACGCUGAUAGUUGUAUUAGUAAAAAAAGUUCUAGUAUCCCCAACGAAUACAUAUGUCAACUAUGUAAGAAUACAUUUCCAAAUCCGUUAGGUUUGGCUCAGCAUAAAUGUCCUAAAAUUGUGCAUGUUCAACACAAAUGUCCCGAAUGUGGGAAAGUAUUUAAUUGCCCAGCUAACUUAGCAUCUCAUCGUCGUUGGCAUAAACCUAAAGAUAAAACCGACAGCGAUUUAACGUCUACACAUAACCACCAAAAUUCUACUGAGAUAAAUGUUACAAAUGUGUAA